This is a messenger RNA of Habropoda laboriosa, 925 nucleotides long. RefSeq names its product putative protein TPRXL. NCBI's taxonomy places the organism in Eukaryota, Metazoa, Arthropoda, Insecta, Hymenoptera, Apidae. Gene Ontology annotation, molecular function: chitin binding. The record is from RefSeq and is a predicted model, not a curated record. The coding region runs from base 30 to 728 and encodes 232 amino acids. The transcript is spliced from 2 exons. Gene Ontology annotation, cellular component: extracellular region.
AUUCUCUGUAUACCAGUGUAGCACACAAAAUGAACGCGCUUCUUCUUGGUGUCGUGGUUCUCAUCUCUAAUUUCAUUCCCAUGGGAAUGCCUCAAACGGUCCCUCCCAGUAAAUGUGUGAUGCAAGGAUUAUUUCCAAUCGACGAUGGAACGUGUCAAAACUACUACAUGUGCAUUUUUGACGGUGCCAAAUUUGCUCCAUAUGGCCUAAAGUGUGCAGGAACGACCUUAUUUGAUCCUUCGCUGAAGUACUGCACUUCGGAUUACUUUUGCACGCAAAUUACAUCGUCGUCGUCUGCGUCGACUUCAGCGCCGACAUCACCAUCGGGGUCAUCUUCACCAUCGUCGUCGUCUGCGUCGACUUCAGCGCCGACAUCGCCAUCGGGGUCAUCUUCACCAUCGUCAUCGUCUGCGUCGACUUCAGCGCUGACAUCGCCAUCGGGGUCAUCUUCACCAUCGUCGUCGUCUGCGUCGACUUCAACGCCGACAUCACCGUCGGCGACAUCUUCAACAUCGUCGUCUACGACAACUUCAAAGCCCACAACCGCACUUCCGUGCAAUGGUAGAUAUCCGCUGCCAGACACCAAAUGUCAAAAGUAUUAUUUCUGUUUCACGAAUGGUGUAACAACUACCAGAUAUAAUCUCACAUGCCCAAAUAGUUUACUAUUUAACCCAGAUAAACAAAAGUGUGUACUGCCUACAGCUUACUCUUGUCCACCAGUUGUAUGAAUUGUAACGAGAAACAACAGUAGUGAGUAAUGACUAACGAUAAUUUGUGAUUCAAGUAGAUCAGGAAUUUUUCUUAAAUUUUGUCUUCUAAUACGUUCUUACAUUGUGUUUGUUACUUUGUUACUGGUAUUUAAGGGUAUCGAAAUGUUUGAAUUAGAAAAUUGUUCUUGCAUUAAAUGGGUAAUUAAAAUGCAGCA